AUGGCUUUGCUUGAUGGUGGGAUGCUGAGGAGGCAAAAGAGCUGGGUGAAGGCUGAGCCCCCUGCAAUAAUUGUAGCUACUGUGGCAAGCUUGUGUCAAAUGGUUGAGAGGCGUGCUUUCAGCCUUCAAUCCAUGAGAGUACUAGUUAUCGAUGAGCGGCUUGCAGUCGUCAAACCAUAUUCGCAAGCGCAUCGAUCCUUCAGCACAAUCGCUUUGUGCAUGACUUCGUACAGCAUAAGUGGACCAAGAUUGAUGUGGUUCAUGUUCAUGUCAACCCUGUACAGCCUAUGCCUUCACAUCUACGUCACAAAUAUGUGGAAGUCAAGGGAAGAGGUUUUCCUGCUCAUUUCGACGGACAUAGCAAGCCGAGGGUUUGACCUUCCUCAAACCAGCCACAUAUACAAUUUCGACCUUCCUAAGACGGCGACCCACUAUCCGCAUCGCGCUGGAAGAACCGGGAGAGAACCAUUCUCCAAGUUGGAAUGUGGCGUGACAACCCUCAUUACAGAGGAUGAGCAUUUCGUGUUGCAGAGAUUUCAGAAUGAGCUCAAGUUCCACUGUGAAGAGCUGCCCCUUGAGUCGCUGUUGACUUCUAACCUGUGAUGUUUAUCUUGAGGCUGAAUGUAAAUACUAGUUCUUUCUUCUUGUUUUACGGCCCCAAAUCCAUUUUUUCUGGAUAUAUUUAUGAAAUGAACUUGAAUGGUAA
This is a messenger RNA of Phragmites australis (common reed), 706 nucleotides long. RefSeq names its product DEAD-box ATP-dependent RNA helicase 58, chloroplastic-like. Lineage: Eukaryota; Viridiplantae; Streptophyta; Magnoliopsida; Poales; Poaceae. The record is from RefSeq and is a predicted model, not a curated record. Bases 1 to 603 code for a protein of 200 amino acids. Gene Ontology annotation, molecular function: RNA helicase activity; RNA binding. The transcript is spliced from 5 exons.